AUGGCAGCAACUGAAGGAUCGGGGUUCGUCCCACGUGCCCUCAGUAUAUUACGCAGACCAUGGGAAGUUGUUACCUGCAAUGCCUACGAAAAUAUCCAGGGAACCGCCCCCAUUCGACGACCCGGCCAGUCCCAGGAAGCGUGGACACAUGAUAGUGCCAAAUACGAAAAUAAUGACGACCUAGAGAGCAACCACAAGCUGGACGAGCCAUCUGCGUCCGUGAACCUCUUCGACAAGAUUGUUUCCUUUGCGGGCACGCCUUUCGUUUUCCUUUUCAUGAUUGCAUUGUUACUGGCGUGGAUGAUCAUCGGCAUUGUGCUAGGUCCCUCCCAAACGUGGCAGAUUGUGAUACAGAACACUAGCUCUAUCCAGUGCUAUGCCUCCGAUACUCUCCUCAUGCGGCAGCAGCGGAACAACUCUCACGACCUGUUGAGUUUUGUCUGUGAGCUUCGCUCGCGGAAUGAGACCUGCCGGCGCAUGAUAGAACGAUUGCGCCAGGAACAUCCCAGUUACUUCGACUCUCAGAUUCAGGAAGAGAUCGACCAGAAGAAAUCGGUCGAACUAAACAUCCAACCAACCGAUGACGGCGCCCACCUUCCGCCCCAUACUCUCUACGAUCGGAUCUGCGAUCCCCUCGUAUGGGCAUUCAGCUCUCUGUACGCCUGGAUCGUCUUCUGGGCCGGGAUCUUCGUCUGGCUAGGUUUCGGCAACUCCCAACAGUGGGGCAACAACUGGCAGUUAUAUAUCAAUAGUGCAACAGCCGUUGAACUCACUUUUAUCAGUGUUUUCUUGCAAAAUACUCGACAACGCCACAUGAGAUAUCUUGAGGAGUGCUUCGAGUCGAUCGCGCACGAGGGUACACGUCUAGAGUGCCGACUGCGUGAGAUCACGGGCGAUAUGGACCCAAACCCGACAGUGGAAUUUGAGUACGACUAUAAGAAAGAAACCACGCGCGGCCAGCGGGUGAUCGACUACUAUGCUACGAUCGUCGGCACGGGUGUCGGACUGGUUAUAUCGUCAAUUGUGUUCGCGGUGUGGAUCGGCGUCGGGUCGCUAAUGCAAUGGAAUUCGAACUGGUGGCUCAUCAUCGGCACGUACACGGGACUCGUCGGGUUCAUCGACGGAUUCGUGCUACGUAACGUCUAUUAUCGCGGAUCCCGGAUUGUCGACGAGCAGUUCGAAGUGUUGGCCAAGGAGGACGCCCGGCUAGGCACCUUGCUUGGGAUGACAGAAUCAUCCACAGAAAGCAUCGAGAUCGACUCCCUGCAGACUCGCAUCGCUAGCAAAGUCGGCGAGUGGUGUUCUCGCUCAAGCGCCGUGCUAGGUGCCUUCGUGACCAUAGUGGCGCUCCUGGUCAUUGCUUCCGCUUUAAAGUGGUCAGAAACAGGACAGCUGCUCUGCAAUACGCCCACAAUGAUUAUCGAAGGAUUUCUGUUGUUGGUGUUGAUCCAAGCGCACAAUAUAGCCAACAUGCAACGGCGGCUGCAGUUUCGCGAUUCCCUUCGGCGACGAAUGGCCAUGACUUCGCAGGUCUACAGUCUUGUUCCGAAGGGAGGCGUGAACAUUGGCGGUGAAAAAGUGUCUGCCAACCUUUGA
Molecule: messenger RNA, 1596 nt
Organism: Penicillium cinerascens
Lineage: Eukaryota; Fungi; Ascomycota; Eurotiomycetes; Eurotiales; Aspergillaceae
Product: low affinity iron transporter-like protein
Exons: 1
Coding region: 1-1596 (531 amino acids)
Biological process (GO): transmembrane transport
Source: RefSeq, a predicted model, not a curated record